Nematocida ausubeli is the source of this 309-nucleotide messenger RNA. RefSeq lists its product as uncharacterized. The record is from RefSeq and is a predicted model, not a curated record. Lineage: Eukaryota; Fungi; Microsporidia. Bases 1 to 309 code for a protein of 102 amino acids. The transcript has a single exon.
AUGAACACAGAGAGCAUUAAGAGACUAGCAGAAGAAGUCAAGAAGGCACAGGAACUUAUCCAGGAGGCACGUAAGGAAAAAGACGUUAUAUGCCAGAAAACAGAAGAAAGAGCUAAAGAAUAUGAACAAGAACUUCUUAGAAAAAAAAAAGAAGACGUAGAUGCAUACUUCCGGAGUACAAAUGAAGACCUUGCCCGGGUAGAAGAAGAAGUAAUCCGUGAAGUAAAAGAGACAAUUGCAGAUAUCCGAUCAAAAGAAAAACUGUGCGAGCAAAUUGCAGAUGAAAUAGUUAAAUCAGUUGUCAAUUAA